CUUACAAACAGCUUCCAUUUGAAUGUGUUUUUGCGCAAGUAACCACUCAACUACCGGUAUCCUCUCUUCUCGAAAGAUACAUUUUGCAAUCUAAAUUUAUUUUGGAAGGUUUACCGGAAGUCCAUGUAUUUAUCUUCCGGGUAACCAACGUGCCUCUCAACUAUGGGUGCUAUGCGCUAUGUAUGCUAGUAGCAACAGCAGCACUAAGACCAAAACCAGUUAGCCGAAAACCAGACGUCCAUCAAACUUGUUGUUUUCUAACCUUAGAUACUCCUGCUGAUGGUAAACAGACCAUGGAGGGUCCAUCCUCUCGUGCACCAGCCCCCCGGGACGGACCUCCGUGGCUGGUGGGCAGGAGAGACCGGAGCGGGGAUGCAGAGUCUGACCGGGACAUUAAAACACACUUUCGCGUCUGUCGCUUCAUCAUGGAGACAGGAGUGAAGCUGGGUAUGCGCUCGGUGCCUGUGACCACAGCGUGUGUGUUGUACCACCGUUUCUUUGAACGUGUCAGCUUGCGCGCGUAUGAACCCUACCUGGUGGCCAUGAGCUGUGUGUACCUGGCCGGCAAAGUGGAGGAGCAGCACAUCAGGACCCGUGACAUCCUCAACGUGAGCCAUAGGUAUUUCAACAGUGGCAGUGCUCCUCUAGAGUGUGACAGGGAGUUCUGGGAUUUGAGGGACAGCGUGGUGCAGUGUGAGCUCCUCAUCCUCCGACAGCUCAACUUCCACGUCUCCUUUGAACACCCUCACAAGUAUUUACUCCACUACCUGCUGUCUGUGAAGUCGCUCGUGAACCGCCACGCUUGGUCUCGAACCCCUAUCGCGGAGACUUCCUGGGCGUUGCUGAGAGACUGUUACCAUGGAGCCAUGUGCAUCCUCCACGCUCCACAACACAUUGCUAUAGCAACGCUGCACCUGGCUCUGAACAGCUACGGAGUGGAGCUGCCUGUCGGAGAGAGAGAGUGGUGGCAGGUGCUGUUUGUGGACGUGACCAAAGCAGACAUUGACGCCGUGAUCUCGGACCUUCCACUCUACGACAUGGAGGCCAAGGUCAUCUGAAGGACACACCUACAAGGCCCGCACAUGGGAGACACAUGAGAGUUGUUGUUUGUCCCUCUGUGUGUGUUACGUGUUUUGUGCGGCACGAAUAUAUAUUAUUAUAUAUAUAUAUUGAACGCCUGCACGUAUGCCAUUCGCUGCAUGCAAGUGUCGGGGUUCAGGUGCGAUUGUGUAAGAGAAAGGAACACUUUGUAUCGCUCCAGUUGGUCUGCGGGCUGUGACAAAAAA
Molecule: messenger RNA, 1286 nt
Organism: Etheostoma spectabile (orangethroat darter)
Lineage: Eukaryota; Metazoa; Chordata; Actinopteri; Perciformes; Percidae
Gene: ccnq
Product: cyclin Q
Biological process (GO): regulation of transcription by RNA polymerase II
Molecular function (GO): cyclin-dependent protein serine/threonine kinase regulator activity
Source: RefSeq, a predicted model, not a curated record